UAAAGGUUCAUAAAUAGAUAAAAGUCUAUUAUCGUCUAUUGAAAUUAUUUAAUAUUUUAUGAGAUAAUUCGCAAUAUAAAAUUACCACGACACAUCCAACGUCGGUAUUGAACCAUUCUUUGAACUUGAUUUAAUAAUUUUCGAGAAAAAUGAAUUAAGAGAGGAAUAAUGACAUGGGAUCUUUCCCUUUUUGAGUUUUAUGGUCUCCCAUUACAAAGGUUGCGCAUGCGCAUAACGCGCGUCUCCUCGUGAUGACAGCAAAUGACAGUCCAGUUCGCUCCUGCAGAACAGUGAGAGACGGCCAACCGCGUACAAACAAUUUUUCUCGCUUGAUACGUCUAACGACCCACCGUGUUUAGUGGUAAUAUAAUACAUCAACACUUACCCUUUAAGUUCGCACUACUUUGUGCAGUUCACCACUGUGAAAGAUUUACCUUAGUGUGUGAGAGCUGGUGAAGAUGGUGAAGCCAGACAUCCAUACUCUGGCCCACCACCUGAAACAGGAGCGGCUUUAUGUGGCAUCAGAGAAGCAGCUGAUCCAGAGACUCAACAGUGAUGUCCUGAAAACCGCCGAGAGACUAUACCGAGCUGCAUGGAUUGCCAAACAACAGCGGAUCAACCUUGAUCGGCUCAUUCUUACCAGUGUGGAAGCCUCUCCAGCUGAAUGUUGCCAACAUGCCAAAAUGCUGGAAGACACACAGUUUGUUGAUGGCUACAAGACUCUGGGCUUCCAAGAGACCAUCUAUGGGGAGUUCCUGGCCCGUAUGAGGGAAAACCCCAGACUGGUAGCAUCUUGCCUUGUGGCAGGUGAAAGAUUGAACCAGGAGCACACUCAGGGGGUCAUCCACACCGUUUUCACCUCACUUUAUGGCAACUGUAUAAUGCAAGAGGAUGAGAGUUACUUGUUACAGGUGUUGCGGUACUUAGUAGAGUUCGAGCUAAAAGAGAGUGACAACCCACGACGCCUUCUGCGACGAGGCACAUGUGCCUUCAGCAUCCUGUUCAAGCUCUUCUCUGAGGGCCUGUACUCAGCUAAACUCUUCUUAACUGCCACCCUCCACGAACCCAUUAUGCAGUUGUUGGUGGAAGAUGAAGACCACCUAGAGACCGACCCAGGAAAAGUGACUGAGCGCCUGACUCGUGUCCAGCAGGAGCGUUUUGGAGAGAAAGGCUCUGAGGGCUACAAACAAAGAGUGCAGGCAGCUGUUGAGACCAAUGAAGCAAAGUUAGUUGCUUUGGUCAACAAGUUUAUUGGUUAUUUGAAGCAGAACACCUACUGCUUUCCCCAUAGCUUGCGAUGGAUCGUAUCGCAGAUGUACAAGACUUUGUCAUGUGUGGAAGGUUUAGAGAUAGGAGAGGUGCGUACCAUGUGUACUGACUUACUACUGACCUGCUUCAUCUGUCCAGCAAUCGUUAACCCUGAACAGUAUGGUAUCAUCUCAGAUGCCCCUAUUAAUGAAGUGGCACGCUUCAAUUUGAUGCAGGUUGGUCAGCUUUUACAGCAGUUGGCGAUGGCUGAUGACGAUGCAGACCCUAGACGAAAAAGCUGUUUGUCCAAAUUUGAUAAAAGCUGUGUUGCAGCUUUUCUGGAUGUGGUGAUUGGUGGCAGAGCAGUUGAAACACCACCUAUGUCAUCAAUGAACCUUCUUGAAGGCCUUAGUAGGACUGCAGUUUAUGUUUCGCAUCAUCAAUUAAUUGCAUUGGUGGAUUUUGUGCGUAGUGUCACGGCUGGAGACCACCUCCGGGAGGAGGAGCACAUGGCCUUAGAAACUCUGCUGGCCAAUGUGCCCCAAUCACAGACUGGGAAGAGCAACAGUCUGGAACUCACCCCUUCCAACACCCCCCAACUCUCCCCUGCGAGCACUCCAGCUAAUAAGAAGAACAGGCUCCCCAUAGGACAACACUUAGCCGCUAUAACAUCCUGGGACCCUACAACCUCCUCCCUGUCUGCUCAUAUUCCAUUAGUAACCCCUUUUGCAGCUGCUAGGAGCCGCAGCCGUACCAACAUUGCCCAGGAGGGGGAAGCAGAGGCUAGCUCCCAAGAGUCGUUACAAGAACUGAUGCCAGAAGAGGUGCUUGUGAUAUCGUUUGGAAAUGGUCCUCAGACUGUCCCUGGAAUGAUGUCAGAGAAUGAGGUUUUGAACUGUCAAUUGGCUGAUGCUGCACAAGGUGACAGCCAUGCAGACGACACAAAGCUUCAUGGUAAACCGGACAAAACACUGCGCUUCUCACUCUGCAGUGACAAUUUGGAAGGCAUCUCUGAGGGUCCUUCCAAUCGUUCUAAUUCAGUAUCAUCUCUUGACCUUGAGGGAGAAUCUGUUUCUGAGCAUGGAGCUGGACCUUCGGGGAGCAACGGGGUGGAGGCUCUUCAGCUUUUGGAGCACGAACAAGCCACCACACAGGACAACUUGGAUGAUAAACUGCGCAAAUUCGAGAUAAGAGAUAUGAUGGGCCUGACAGAGGAUCGAGACAUUUCUGAGACUGUCAGUGAGACCUGGAGCACCGAUGUGCUUGGUAGUGAUUUUGACCCAAACAUGGAUGAAGAUCGGCUUCAGGAAAUAGCAGGGGCAGCUGCAGAGAACAUGCUCGGCAGCCUGCUGUGCCUCCCGGGAUCAGGCUCAGUGUUACUGGACCCCUACGGCUCCACAAUCUCAGAGACCACAAGCGAGGCAUGGAGUGUGGAAGUCCUGCCAAGUGAUUCAGAGGCUCCAGAUUUGAAGCAGGAGGAACGGCUGCAGGAGCUUGAGAGUUGCUCAGGGGUUGGCAGCACCUCAGAUGAUACAGAAGUCCGGGAGGUCAGCUCAAGACCAAGCACUCCUGGCCUCAGUGUCGUCUCAGGUAUCAGUGCGACAUCAGAAGACAUCCCCAACAAGAUAGAAGAUCUGCGCUCUGAGUGCAGCUCAGACUUUGGAGGGAAGGACUCUGUGACCAGUCCAGAUGGGGAGGAGUCAGGCCACGGGGCACACCUGCCAGCAUCACAAGAGGUUUCUUUAAUGGUCUUGUUUGAUCCCCUCUGUGGUGAAGGGUCCACAACUGGGACAAUAGUGAGGCCUAAGGUCCACUACGCCAGGCCUGCUCACCCACCACCGGAUCCCCCCAUCCCUGAAGCUAGUGCCCUCGGGCAGGAGACACGGCACUCUGUCAUCAGCCUGGCUCAAGCAGAGUUUGAGCAGACCAAGCAGCGCCACUCCUUCCCUGAUCGACUGGUCCGUAGUCGCAGCUCAGACAUUGUGUGCCCAGGCCGUCGACCAACAAGUGACCCUGGGCUGAAUCGCCGUGUCGCAGUUGAAGAGCGUGACUCUGCCGGAGCCUUCGCUAUAGGGCCUUCUUCAUCACCAAGCAAAGACUCCUUGAAAGGGGAGGCUGAAGACAGAAAAGACAGUGAUGAUGAGAAGUCAGAACGCAACAGGCCUUGGUGGAAGAAGCGUUUCGUGUCAGCCAUCCCAAAAGUGCUGUAUUGGACGGCUGAGAGUGAUGUCCCAGCUCCGAUAGCCGCGUUUCGGAAACGAGACAAGCAUGAGAAAGAUGACACUGCCCCAGAGCGAAUCCCACAAGAUGACCCUUUGCCAAGACCCAGCUCCCAGGUCCAGGCAGCUGAAGACAUCUUGGACAAGUACCGAAACAUAAAGAGGACCAGUCCGAGUGAGGGAGCCACAGCAGGAGCAGUUUAUGAGGGUGCCGGAGACAUGGGUGUUGAGGAAAGUGUUCAUGACUCUCCAAGAGAAGAUGCUCUGCAGAACAUUUCUACGGACGACCUCCCAGAUUCAGCCAGUCAAACAGCUCAGCAGCAUGGAUCAAAGUUCUCCUUUAGCGAUGCCAAGAAAAAGUUGCGAUUGGCAUUGUGUUCUGCAGACUCAGUGGCUCUGCCUAUCCUGACUUCUACAACGACUAGAAAUGGUUUGCCUGACCAUAUGGACCCUGAAGACAAUGAGAUUGUGUGCUUCCUGAAAGUGCAGUUAGCAGAGGCCAUCAACCUCCAGGACAAAAACCAAAUGGCUCAGAUCCAGGAGACUACGCGUUGCGUAAGCCGUUUCGACCCCCGCACCUGUAGGAAGUUGAUUGCUGCAAUUGCAGAGGAUUACAGAAAGCGGGCUCCAUAUAUAGCGUAUUUAACAAGGUGCCGCCAGGGCUUGCAGACCUCCCAGGCCCAUCUGGAGAGGCUUCUCCAGAGAGUUCUGAGAGACAAGGACGUAGCCAACCGCUAUUUUACCACAGUAUGUGUUCGCCUCCUUCUUGAACACAUGGAGUCUAGGAUGCUUGACUUCAUCAAGGCUUUCCAAAAUUGCACAGCAGCAGAUGACAAGACUGCAGCAGUUGAGGAUUUUCUGCGCUACUUGUACGGCGCCAUGGCCCGUGAUGCCAUUUGGCAGUAUGCGAGUGAAGACCAGCUGCAGGAUGCCCAGAUGGCCAUCGAGCGCAGCGUUAUGAACCGCAUCUUCAAGCUGGCCUUUUACCCCAAUCAGGAUGGAGACAUUCUCAGAGAUCAGCUUUUCCAUGAACAUAUCCAGCGGCUCUCAAAAGUUGUGACUGCUAAUCAUAGAGCACUUCAAAUUCCAGAGGUUUACUUGAAGGAGGCACCUUGGCCCUCUGCACAGUCUGAGAUCAAAACCAUCAAUGCCUACAAGACACCCAGAGACAAAGUCCAGUGUAUACUGCGCAUGUGUUCCACCAUUAUGAACCUCCUCAGUCUGGCCAAUGAAGACUCUGUCCCUGGUGCUGAUGACUUUGUUCCUGUGCUAGUCUUUGUCCUCAUCAGGGCAAACCCGCCUUGCCUGCUGUCCACCGUUCAGUACAUCAAUAAUUUCUACGCCAGCCGGCUGAGUGGGGAGGAGUGCUAUUGGUGGAUGCAGUUCACCGCGGCGGUGGAAUUCAUUAAGACCAUCGACGAUCGCAAGUGAAGCAGAACAGCCACCUGUAUGGGCAGACUGUGGGGGAAGGAGAGAGACUGGGAACAUUCCCAACCAACUGCUCCCUCCGCGCAGCUUUUGAAAGCUGGCCCUCAGCCUGCUCGUUGUGUGUAUAGCUUGUACAUAGCCACAGACGCUCAAAGAUUACAGAAUAUAUAUUACUGUUCGUAUGUGGACAAAUCCAGGUUUUAGCCGUGAUGGGAGAACGGCUGUAGGGAAAAUUUGCAACAUGUUAACCUUGAACUUGAUUUGGGUUUUUCUCUUUGUCGCUCAAGUCAUAUUUCACUUUUUGGGUGUAUGAAUUAGGAAUUUUAUAUAUAAGCAGUUAUUACAAAUAUAAAACUAAAUCAGCCUAAAUGACGAACCUAUUUAAAGGGACCAGAAUUUGUUGUCGUGAUCAUCUUAUUUUCCCCAAGAGAUUCAAUUUCGUUAUAUUGAAAUAUAUAUUAAAAGCACUGAAAGAGGCGAUGAGAUUCAGUGACUCUCACCAUUGUGAAUUCCCAUUAACCUACCACUAUACCGUUAGUGAAUCAAAUUUUAUGGCAGCUUAUUUAAGGUCACUCUUGAUGCAAAUGUGUCCGAGUUAAUAAUUUGGACACAAGAGCCCACAUAUUAUUCUAUUCUGAUCCUAUGUAAUGCUUUAACUCACUGUUUAAAACAUGCAUAUCAUGCCCUUUCAUGAGGCAAGGAAUUCUAUCCUGAGAAGUGUGCAAGUAAAUGCAAGGAAAGCACCUGAGUAGUCCGCCCUUGGGGAUGCUUGGUGAUGAGGGAAUACAGGGUUGGCUUUUGCACACAAGGAGUGGUGGCAUUAAGGAUAUUGUAUAUUGAAAGUAGUGCCUUUAUGUGGGGCGCCCUGUACAGUUUACAAUUAGUUUUCUGCGAACACGACAUGCCCCCAUACCAGCGUGAAUGCACACUUAUGAAAAUACCCGCUCUUCACUGGGCCAACUACAUUCUUCACAUUUUUCACGUUACUGAUUGCCAAGACUUAGUCACUUUAAUGUACUUGAAUUUAAACAAAUGUCCCUUUUAGGUAGUGGCAGUGUUAUGUGUCUGCUUACACUGACUGCUGCAUUGCUGAAUCACACAACUAGAUGGCUUCUGUGAGGCAGUCAAAGCCUUUAGACUUGCAUUUGGAGGCGUUACGCCUUUUCCUAAUUUUAAGCGAACAAAGCCGUUUCAUUUCUCCUCUAUGCCUGUGAAGUAACGCCUGAUUGGAACUAUGCUCUCUACCUCCUCGUGCAUUCAAGAAAGGGACAGGCAUUUGUGCACUUUUCUCCUUUUGGCUCAGUUUCUGUGCACUCAUGUGCCAUGUGUAAUUACAGUUUUGCUAAGCCAUUACUUGACCUAUAGUUAAUGAGCUGACAGCACAAUACACAUUAGAUGUGGAGAGCAAAUCAACACUGUUCACUUGUUACUGCCUUUCAAUUAAUGCUCUGUCCUGUUUAUUUGUGUUUUUGUCAAGUUGGCAUGUAAGAUGGUUCAGAUUUGUUGAUCUGUUGGCCCUCUUGCAUAAAGUCUCAGUGAGCUGUUCAGUUUUGGUCAUUACAUUCAUUACGUGCUACAGGCCUGUCAGUGACCAUUCCAGAGGAUGUGAAACGAUUUUCUUUCAGUCAAUGAAACUGAUUAUUUUGCACAAAAAUGUUCCCUAAAUAGUAGUCCAGAGACCUGACUGUUACUGUAAAUGUAAACACUUUACAGUGGCUUAUGAACCUUAGGUACAAAUCUUUAUUCCACAAGAAACAUCUACUGGAAAAUCAACAAAAGGGUGGCAUCUACGAAAUGCUGGGUUCGUUGGAAACCUACACUGCACAAAUCUACAAAGCAGCUACUGUAUAAAAAUUGCCUAAUUUCAGAGUUCAAGAUACAUAUACGCAAGAAAAGAGACUACCCAACCAUCUUUUUGAUUGUUGUUAAAGCUUUAUGGCUCUGCUUCCUGUGCAAUGGCACUGAAUGGCUGAGCAGAAGAAGAAAAAAAAUGCAUCUAAUUUUAAAUGUAAGCUUGCCCAGCAAUGACAUGCAGGCACAGUUUGUCUUUAUUGUGAUUAAUGCAUUAUGUAAUUCUUUAGAAACAAUAAAAGAACGUUUUUCCCUUA
This is a messenger RNA of Corythoichthys intestinalis (scribbled pipefish), 7003 nucleotides long. It is a transcript of the gene gapvd1, whose product is annotated as GTPase activating protein and VPS9 domains 1. The record is from RefSeq and is a predicted model, not a curated record. Gene Ontology annotation, cellular component: cytosol; endocytic vesicle. Lineage: Eukaryota; Metazoa; Chordata; Actinopteri; Syngnathiformes; Syngnathidae. Gene Ontology annotation, biological process: regulation of GTPase activity; vesicle-mediated transport. The transcript has 30 exons. The coding region runs from base 459 to 4898 and encodes 1479 amino acids. Gene Ontology annotation, molecular function: guanyl-nucleotide exchange factor activity; small GTPase binding.